GGACAACAUGCGACUUAUUACACAUUGAUACAGCCGCACCGGCGAAUGGGGCACCUACCUCACAUAGCGACUAACAUGGAUUAUCCGUCGAGGUUAGAAAUGAAUUAAUUCCUUACCUGAAGGCUAACAUGCGACUUAUUACACGUUGGUACAGGCGUCGCCGGCGAAUGGGGGGGCCACCUCACGUGGCGACCAACAUCAACUAUCCGUCGAGGUUGGCAAUGAGUUCUUUGCCUAAAGGCCAACAUGUGAUUUAUUACACAUCGGCGUGUCACUGGCGAAUUUCGGUUCAUCCAGGUUAGCUUGGCAUCUCGCAGCACCGAGAUAUACAGGUAUAAAUAUGCCCGUUUCCGCGACGUGAUGGGUAUUACCGUAAACCUAGAGACAAGCUCGAAACCCGUGAAUUAGUAGCAUUAGCUGUUCUGCCUCGCAUAGCUCUAUCAUAAGACCACCUCGCUCUCUAGGACACUCCAAAAUCCUCUUUAUUCCCAAUUUCUCGGCCUCGAUCUCGAUGAAAACUUCGUCUUUAAGCGGAUCUUGCCGAGUCUGUGGCCACACGAACUCGGUUCAUGAACAGGGGCCCUGUGUCGCCAGGGGCUGCCGGAAAAAGAUCAAGGUCUGCGGCGCCACGAUACACUAUAUUCCAACGGAAGAGGACUCCAAUGUUCGUGGCUGGGUCGUCUGCAAGCCUUGCCCUUACCACGGUCGAGAAGGCAGGGGGGUAGACUAUUCUAGCUUCCCUGUCAUUGACAAAGAUGCGGAUGGCAACCUCUACAUUUCCCAGUAUGGUAUUUCUACAUAGAGUUGGAUGAUGGUAUAUUCAGAUCAGUUCUAUACAAUGAUCACUACAAUGAAGACGAGAGGGUUGGAUCUAGGAUAACAAUAGUCC
Messenger RNA from Durotheca rogersii, 889 nucleotides. RefSeq lists its product as uncharacterized. Lineage: Eukaryota; Fungi; Ascomycota; Sordariomycetes; Xylariales; Xylariaceae. The transcript is spliced from 2 exons. The record is from RefSeq and is a predicted model, not a curated record. Bases 512 to 802 code for a protein of 96 amino acids.